Iphiclides podalirius (scarce swallowtail) is the source of this 357-nucleotide messenger RNA. The record is from the annotation of a GenBank genome assembly. NCBI's taxonomy places the organism in Eukaryota, Metazoa, Arthropoda, Insecta, Lepidoptera, Papilionidae.
AUGCCCUGCUUAAAAAUCUUAACCAACAUUCCGAUGAGUAAAAUACCACGCGAUUUCGUUGAUAAAAUAAUACCCGUUUUAGCGAAAGCAGUCAAUAAAGAAGAGCAUAAGUUCAUAUGCGUUAUAAAAGGUGACUGCUACAUGUCCUUCGGCGGUGACUCUUCAAAGCCUAGUGCUGUAUCCACACUGGAGAGCAUCGGUAAUUUGGGAUCGACGGAGAACAGAAAAAUCAUUAGAGAGCUAUCUGCUUUCGUGAAAAAAGAAAUUAAUGUUGAUCCUGAUAGAUUUUUCCUGACAUUCUAUGAUUUGUCACCACGAAAUGUGGGAAAAGGCGGCGUUACUAUAGAAGAAUUGAUA